This is a messenger RNA of Clarias gariepinus (North African catfish), 2706 nucleotides long. RefSeq names its product LIM homeobox 2b (gene lhx2b). Gene Ontology annotation, biological process: neuron differentiation; regulation of transcription by RNA polymerase II. The transcript has 5 exons. Bases 573 to 1820 code for a protein of 415 amino acids. Gene Ontology annotation, molecular function: DNA-binding transcription factor activity, RNA polymerase II-specific; RNA polymerase II transcription regulatory region sequence-specific DNA binding. The record is from RefSeq and is a predicted model, not a curated record. Gene Ontology annotation, cellular component: nucleus. Lineage: Eukaryota; Metazoa; Chordata; Actinopteri; Siluriformes; Clariidae.
UGUGACUAGCAACAGUCAAUUUUCUCAGAAUUUGUGGCUACAAACAAGCACUUGGCAUUAAACUAGACAUCGUUAGAAGCGUUCGAUAUAUUACUAUUCAUCAUCCACUGGAGCCUUCUGCAGUGCUUAAGUUGGACAUCGUUUGAAAUGACAAAUCGCCUCAAAGGAAAUGAAAACACAAUGAAGAUGCAAACGCUUGAACAAUCCCAGAGGUUGAAAUUGUAGUAAAAAUUUCCACAACGGUUCAGGUUACUCGGCAAUGAGUAAAAAUGGAUUUUCGUUGAAGUGCUCCUGCAACCUCCCUCUUCCUCAGGUCGAAAAGAGAAAAUGUCGUGUUCAGUUUAAACGUGUGGUGAAAUACGUCUGUGGAGUUGAAACUGCCCUCAAACACUUCAAAUGAGAGUUAUCAGCAUCUGUUGAUCGUCCGUGUUCAGACUUCUAGAAUGCACCGACAUCCGAGUUUGCGCGUCCUGGGUGCCGUGGUGUAGCCCAUGUGCUCUAAUUCCAUUUACCAACUUCAGAGAAAAAGCAGUACAAAGUGUUAGCUUUUGACUAGAAUACCUAUAACGUAUAUGAAACGCAAAAGAAAAGGACUAUAUUUUACGGAAGCAAACAAGUGCUUUUUGCUCACGUCCGCAAUGCUUUUCCACGGCUUACCCGGAGGCGACAUUCACAGCGUGAUGGAAGAAAUUGAGCGCAGAGGGAAGAAUAACUCGGCUGCUAUUAGCUCGGCCAUAGAUAUGGGCGACAGAGAAACGAGCAUGCCAUCUAUGAGCGGCGAGCAUGUGGCUCUGUGUGCGGGAUGCGGAGGGAAAAUAUCCGACCGCUAUUUCCUGCUUGCCGUAGACAAGCAGUGGCACAUGCGAUGUCUGAAAUGUUGCGAAUGCAAACUCAACCUGGAGUCCGAGCUCACCUGCUUCAGCAAGGAUGGAAGCAUCUACUGCAAAGAAGACUAUUACAGAAGGUUUUCGGUGCAGAGGUGCGCGCGCUGCCAUCUCGGGAUUUCAUCCUCGGAAAUGGUAAUGCGCGCCCGGGACUUGGUAUAUCACUUAAACUGUUUCACAUGCACGACAUGCAGCAAAAUGCUGACCACGGGCGACCAUUUCGGCAUGAAGGACAGUCUCGUGUAUUGCCGUUUACACUUCGAGACACUCGUGCAGGGGGACUACGGACACUUCAAUCACACGGACGUAGCCUCAAAUAAAGCACUGGGUACAGCGCUCGCAAUCUCCUAUUACAACGGAGUGGGCAGCGUACAGAAAGGACGUCCGAGGAAACGAAAAAGCCCUGGUCCAGGAGCAGAUGUGGCCGCUUAUAACGCAGCACUAAGCUGCAAUGAAAAUGAUGCGGACCUCAUGGACAGAGACUCUCAGUACAGUUCUGGUCAGAAGACCAAGCGAAUGAGGACUUCCUUCAAGCACCAUCAGCUGAGAACAAUGAAGUCAUAUUUUGCCAUCAACCACAAUCCUGAUGCUAAGGAUUUAAAACAGCUGGCACAGAAAACAGGUCUUACAAAGCGUGUACUUCAAGUCUGGUUCCAGAAUGCCAGGGCCAAAUUCCGAAGAAAUCUUCUGCGACAGGAGAAUAAUGUGACCGACAAAGCUUCAGAUGGGUCAACUCUAGCUGGUGGAACCCCAUCUGGUCCCGCAUCAGAAAUUUCAAAUGCAUCUAUGAGCCCAUCUACUACUCCCACCACACUGACAGACCUCACUAACCCUACCAUGCCCACUGUCACCUCUGUACUGACCUCUUUGCCAGGCACCUUGGACAUGCAUGAGUGCCAGAGUCCUUCUCAGACAACACUUACCAGUCUCUUCUGAUGCCUUACACUCAGUGAUAAUGAACACUGACUCAGAGUUGUGUAAUUAUAAAGUGCAUCCUGAUUCCUGAUCCAAAUUGUGAAAGCAUCUACCACUGGUCCAAUUUACUUGGACACCACAUGAUAAAGGUUUUAUCACAAACACCACUUCUAGCUCUGAUUCUCACAGGUGCUGUUUGGUAUGACAAUACAAUACAUAAAAGGUAUGAUUAAUGGCACAAUCUUUCACAACUGUAAAAGUCACAUAAGUUCCAACAAGAUACAACAAUUUAUCGAUUCGAACUAGAACCAGAGGCAAUUAAAAUACUGUCAAAAAGAGGGAAAGACAAAAACAAACUUGAAAUUGAUUAAAAAGAAAAAAGAUUUUGUUUGAUUGUGAGCCUCUUUUAUAGUAUUGCAUAGAGCCAGGCAAACCACAGUCAAGGGAUGUUGAUUUUUUUGUUGCUGUUUUUGUCUAUGAUGGUGAUUCCUAUGAAAUUGAAGAGAAAUUAUUUGAAUUUUUUUUUUCUUCUGACCCAAAUAUGUUUUCACAGGCCAAGGAUAGAAGUACUCUCAUUAUUAGUGUUUGACUUCUUUCUUUAGUAAUUUUUUGCAACUGCAGACAGGAGUCAAUGUAAGAAAGUUGAUUAUAAUGUGAAUUAAUAGUAAAAUCUUAAAUGCCAUGUGCCUUAGAUGCAUUUUAGUAACCCUAUACAAAGUCUAUUUCUCAUUGCUAAAAUUAAAUGAAAUUUAAUUUGUGCAUGUGUAUAUCCAUCAAGGUAACAAGGUUUGGUAUACCUGCAUAAGUCUCUUCCUCCCUUUCACCUUUUCUCUCUUUAUUUCCCAAGAGAAGUUUAAAUAAUUAUACCAUAUAAAUUAUGUUAAGUGAAUAAACCACUAGCAAUUUU